Messenger RNA from Cladophialophora carrionii CBS 160.54, 1836 nucleotides. RefSeq lists its product as uncharacterized. Lineage: Eukaryota; Fungi; Ascomycota; Eurotiomycetes; Chaetothyriales; Herpotrichiellaceae. The transcript has a single exon. The record is from RefSeq and is a predicted model, not a curated record. Bases 1 to 1836 code for a protein of 611 amino acids.
AUGACUGUCUUGAACGAAAACCCUGCUCAAUUUGAGUUUGCUACAUUCAAUAGCCUGAAGAUCGAUGCCCAGCGGCCAGCCUCGACCAAGGCUCCCUUUCUUUUCAUCGUCAAGACCCCCUCCUCCGACACAUUAUCUCGCUCCACUACCCGCAGCGCGGCUGCCAGCAUCAACAGCCAUGCUCAACGAUGGGCGCAAGAGGUCGCAGUAUCCCAGGGCGCCAACGGAGCCGCUGGCCGACGGGAUACCGACACACUCGCGUUCGAGAAAUGCAUGAUGAGAUGUCGUGUGUCUCGACUGCUUGAGGACCCCAGCAAGCCUGCGAAGUCAAAGCGCUCCGGUUCGGGGAAGAGAGUCAGCCGGUCGGCGGAGAAGCGCUCAAGGAGAACGACGCCCCAGCCAUCUGAGAAGACCGGUGGUACGACGAGCGAGAAAGGAUCCUCGACCAGCCCUGAAGCCGAGCCACGACCACGAGCCAUGUCGGAUGAGCGUCGAGUAUCUCAGGCGGCGCCACUGUUAACUCCUGGUGGAACAAGGUACGCGGUUUUGGACCCCUUCGACUCGACGCCCCUGGCAAACGACGGCGACGUGCAGCCGAUCCUCCAAUAUUUUCUCUCCUUUACGCUUCUGUCCUCGCCACAGGCAAGCAGUAACGGCCACAAGCCGCCCGACGCCGCCACGAUCCAGCACAUCUCAAGCAUCAGCGCCAUCAUGCAGGGGUGCAUGAACAAGAGCGUCCAUCUGUACGCCCUCUUAGCGGCCACGGCCAGCCGCAUGCGAAGGGUCUCUGGAGUGUCAUUCCGUGCGGACAACGGACCGGAAAUCUAUCUGCACAAGGCCCUCCAAUGCCUUCGGAUGUUGCUCGACAAUGACAGCCAGUCGGCGAUCCAGGACCGGCAGAUCAUCCUGGACAUCUAUUAUCUCAGCGUCUGCGGCUGGUACAUGGAGCGGUAUGAAGAAUCCAAGACGCACUUUAACGUCCUGAAACAUUUCUGGAAGUCGCUGACCCCCGGGCUGUCGACUCUGGACCAGUACAUCUACGACCUCCUCAGCUACAAUACCAUCUUCCUCGAGGCCGACGCCUCGAAGGUUCUCGACUCGAUGGGCCCUAAUCGGUUCGACCACCUCGCCGGCCACGGGACGAUGCCCCAACCUCUCGCUUGGCAACCCCAGUACCCAGUCUCGGUCCGCCACUGCUCCGCCCUGCCCCGGACGCUCGAGCAGACAAGCUACAGUCCGGAUCUUAGGGAGAUUGUGCAAGAACUGCGAUCGCUCCUGCUUUCCUACAACACCCUCUCCCAGCGGUCUAUACUUCCCGGGCCCGAGCGAGACGGGAUCCAGUGGAAGAGUCGGUCGCUUGCCCUUCGUUUGCUCGAACAGCCCAGCUACGGGGACGAGUUGUGCUGCCGCUUGGCGCUGAUCAUCCUCCUCCGAUCCAUCUCCACGGGCUUCCUGUUGCGCGACCACCCCGACAACGACAUCCCCGUCGACCCGGUCCUGGUCACACGGCGCUUGAAGCUGCAACUGCAGUAUGAGAUCCUGUUGCCGGCCAACGAAAUCUCCCCCGUCGCGCUACCCACCGCCCCGCAGAUCUGGACGGGCAAGUCCAACCAUCUCCUGCUCUGGAUCUUGAUUGCCGGGCUCUUUGGCGCCCGCCUGACCGACCAGAAGAGCGAAUACGACUGGUUCUGGAGCCGGGUCAAGGCGUUGAUGCGACUCUUGGAAGUCAGCACCAUGUCCGGGCUGCGAGACCUCGUCACGUCGUUUGCCUUUGUGGAGGGCAUGCUGGCCGACCAGAGGAUCGACGGCGUCCUGGUCGACGAGGGGCCCGAGUGA